This is a messenger RNA of Durusdinium trenchii, 972 nucleotides long. Lineage: Eukaryota; Dinophyceae; Suessiales; Symbiodiniaceae. The record is from the annotation of a GenBank genome assembly.
AUGGCGCUCAUCGGCGACUUCAAGAAACAAGUGAAUUCAUUGGUGGCGCAGAAGGCGAGUGCCAAGAAGGUCUUGGCCUCGACCAUCGGUGCGGCCCAGGGCUUCCAGUCCAUCCUCCCCAGCCUCGACGGCGGUGGCCGCGGGCUGGGCGCGCGCGCGGCCUCGGAGACGCCGCGACCCAAUGAGGAGGUCACCUUACCGGCCCUGAACCUCACACAAUCCCAGGCAUCGGAGACGACGCCCUCCUUGGACCAAACGGUGUCGGAGAUGGGCUUUGCGGCGAGCAGCCAGCCAGCGGUGACCAGCCAGCCGAGAUGGAAGCAGUUGGCGCAGAAGGCCAAAGAGGACAUGGCGGCCACUCAACCGGCGCUCGGUGUGGAGAAUACCGGCGACACCAAGCGCCUGGCCAACCACGCGCGACGCGCGAUCAAUGCGUUGGCAGCGCGACCAACGGUGGAGCCGGAACUGGAGGAGAACAUCGAGACCUUUGCCAAGUUGCUCGUGGAGACCUUCGGCUCCCUAACCGCCGCCUUCGAGGAAUUCGAUCACCACGGACGCGAGGAGAUCACGAGGGCGCAGUGGGAUGCGGCCCUGAACGCGAGAGGCUGGGAUACACAGGAGAUAUGUGGCAUCGCAGCAUCUAAGCUGUUCAGCCUCGUCAGCCGGGCCUCUAAGAAGCCGAUUGGCGCGCUGACGCUGCCCGCGUGGAAGUCCUUUUUUCAAGAAGUAUUUGAACCGCACAGCUGCACAUCUUCUGGAGGAGGAUCGCGUGGAGAUAGACGGUUCCACGAAAGAAGUCCUGGAACAUCUAAAGGCACCGAAGCUGGAAGUUCCCAAAGAAGAUGCCAAGGCUUCCUCAGAUGGAAUGUUCUACUUUCAACGCCGGAACUGCGUGAUUACCCAGCCCCUGCCGGAUGCCCUUCCUGGAGAUGGUCUCCACGAGCGGAAUGCAGGCUCCAAGGAUGGAGAUGA